Molecule: messenger RNA, 2595 nt
Organism: Giardia duodenalis
Lineage: Eukaryota; Fornicata; Diplomonadida; Hexamitidae
Product: VSP
Exons: 1
Coding region: 1-2595 (864 amino acids)
Source: RefSeq, a predicted model, not a curated record
AUGUUGGUAGGAUUUCUCCUAGUUUUUACAGUGACACAAGCUCACCGUACAUCAGUAUCAACCGACUGCCCGAUCGUGAACUGCCAGACGUGCUCCCAGGACAAGCAGACUUGCGUGGCGUGCAAGCAGGGAUUCGUGCCCAACGAGGGUAACACGGAGUGCAACUCAGCGCCGGCCGAGUGCCCGAUCGUGAACUGCCAGACGUGCUCCCAGGACAAGCAGACUUGCGUGGCGUGCAAGCAGGGAUUCGUGCCCAACGAGGGUAACACGGAGUGCAACUCAGCGCCGGCCGAGUGCCCGAUCGUGAACUGCCAGACGUGCUCCCAGGACAAGCAGACUUGCGUGGCGUGCAAGCAGGGAUUCGUGCCCAACGAGGGUAACACGGAGUGCAACUCAGCGCCGGCCGAGUGCCCGAUCGUGAACUGCCAGACGUGCUCCCAGGACAAGCAGACUUGCGUGGCGUGCAAGCAGGGAUUCGUGCCCAACGAGGGUAACACGGAGUGCAACUCAGCGCCGGCCGAGUGCCCGAUCGUGAACUGCCAGACGUGCUCCCAGGACAAGCAGACUUGCGUGGCGUGCAAGCAGGGAUUCGUGCCCAACGAGGGUAACACGGAGUGCAACUCAGCGCCGGCCGAGUGCCCGAUCGUGAACUGCCAGACGUGCUCCCAGGACAAGCAGACUUGCGUGGCGUGCAAGCAGGGAUUCGUGCCCAACGAGGGUAACACGGAGUGCAACUCAGCGCCGGCCGAGUGCCCGAUCGUGAACUGCCAGACGUGCUCCCAGGACAAGCAGACUUGCGUGGCGUGCAAGCAGGGAUUCGUGCCCAACGAGGGUAACACGGAGUGCAACUCAGCGCCGGCCGAGUGCCCGAUCGUGAACUGCCAGACGUGCUCCCAGGACAAGCAGACUUGCGUGGCGUGCAAGCAGGGAUUCGUGCCCAACGAGGGUAACACGGAGUGCAACUCAGCGCCGGCCGAGUGCCUGAUCGUGAACUGCCAGACGUGCUCCCAGGACAAGCAGACUUGCGUGGCGUGCAAGCAGGGAUUCGUGCCCAACGAGGGUAACACGGAGUGCAACUCAGCGCCGGCCGAGUGCCCGAUCGUGAACUGCCAGACGUGCUCCCAGGACAAGCAGACUUGCGUGGCGUGCAAGCAGGGAUUCGUGCCCAACGAGGGUAACACGGAGUGCAACUCAGCGCCGGCCGAGUGCCUGAUCGUGAACUGCCAGACGUGCUCCCAGGACAAGCAGACUUGCGUGGCGUGCAAGCAGGGAUUCGUGCCCAACGAGGGUAACACGGAGUGCAACUCAGCGCCGGCCGAGUGCCCGAUCGUGAACUGCCAGACGUGCUCCCAGGACAAGCAGACUUGCGUGGCGUGCAAGCAGGGAUUCGUGCCCAACGAGGGUAACACGGAGUGCAACUCAGCGCCGGCCGAGUGCCCGAUCGUGAACUGCCAGACGUGCUCCCAGGACAAGCAGACUUGCGUGGCGUGCAAGCAGGGAUUCGUGCCCAACGAGGGUAACACGGAGUGCAACUCAGCGCCGGCCGAGUGCCUGAUCGUGAACUGCCAGACGUGCUCCCAGGACAAGCAGACUUGCGUGGCGUGCAAGCAGGGAUUCGUGCCCAACGAGGGUAACACGGAGUGCAACUCAGCGCCGGCCGAGUGCCCGAUCGUGAACUGCCAGACGUGCUCCCAGGACAAGCAGACUUGCGACGCGUGUGAACCAGGCAAGCAUCUGACCCCGACGAAGAAGGCAUGUCUCACCGACUGCCCUGCCGGAACGUAUCUAUCCGGGCAAACGUGCGCGCCCUGCGACCCCUCCUGUGCGGAGUGCAGCGGGGCCGGCGCUUCCAGGUGCACGGCCUGUCCCGCCGGGAAGAUGCUGAGGUACGCCGACGAGAGCAAGCUUAAUGAGGGCGGCCAGUGCGUGGAGCAAUGCGUGGAGGGCCCGGAGUGCGAGACAUGCGGCCUAACAAUUGGAGGUACCAAGUACUGCUCGAAGUGCAAGGGGAACAACGUGCCGCUCAAUGGCGUCUGCACAAGCAAUGCGGCCAGGACUCAGUUCUGCACCACUGCCGCUGACGGUGCCUGCACGGUCUGCGCCGCCGGAUACUUCGUCCAGGGAGGCGGGUGCUAUGAAAUAACGAGACAGCCUGGGAAGCAGGUAUGUGCACUAACUGAUAACAAAGGAAAGUGCCAGACAUGCACCAAUAGUCUUGGUCCGGAUGGUGCUGGAACCUGCCCCUCGUGCGAUCCUACUUGCAAGACAUGCUCAGCCGCCAAUGCUGCAAACACCUGCACGACGUGCGCCACAGGAUACUACAAGAUUGCAUUAGAAGGCGCCUGCACAUCCUGCGAAAAUGAUAGCAACGGGAUCACUGGCGUCAAGGGCUGCUUAAACUGCGCCCCUCCACCUAGCAAUACUGGCCCCGUUCUCUGCUACCUCAUGAAAGAUGGCGACAGUACCGGUGGAAACGUCAACAAGAGCGGUCUUAGCACAGGCGCCAUCGCAGGCAUUUCUGUCGCAGUCAUCGUUAUCGUGGGGGGUCUUGUUGGGUUCCUCUGCUGGUGGUUCAUCUGCAGAGGAAAGGCGUAG